This is a messenger RNA of Pediculus humanus corporis (human body louse), 459 nucleotides long. RefSeq lists its product as uncharacterized. NCBI's taxonomy places the organism in Eukaryota, Metazoa, Arthropoda, Insecta, Psocodea, Pediculidae. The transcript has 3 exons. Gene Ontology annotation, biological process: iron-sulfur cluster assembly. Gene Ontology annotation, molecular function: iron ion binding; 4 iron, 4 sulfur cluster binding; 2 iron, 2 sulfur cluster binding. The coding region runs from base 1 to 459 and encodes 152 amino acids. The record is from RefSeq and is a predicted model, not a curated record. Gene Ontology annotation, cellular component: mitochondrion.
AUGGCGGUCAUUGGUCGUUUCUGUUCAAAUCACUGGUAUGAUAAACUGUUAUCAAAACAAUUAUUUUGUCCAAGAUUGCCCUACACGUCAGUGCCAGUUGGUAACGAAAACAAAACCAAAGAGGAUGAACUACCCAAACAAACUUUAAAUAUUAGUGAUAAUUGUAUAAAAAGACUUUCGGAAAUAAUCAAUGAUAACAGUUUUCUUAGAAUCUAUGUUGAAGGUGGAGGAUGUUCAGGUUUUCAAUAUAAAUUUGAUUUAGACAAAGAAUUAGAAAAAGAAGAUAUAGUUUUUAAAAAAGAUGGAUUUAAAGUUGUCGUAGAUGAAAAAUCUUUGGAGUACAUUAAAGGAUCAACAAUCGAUUAUCAAACAGAACUUAUUAGAUCUGCUUUUCGAAUUGUAGACAAUCCACAAGCAGCACAGGGUUGUUCUUGUGUGAGCUGUUUUCAAUUUAUUUAA